CAGCGCAGCCCGCGGCCCCCGCGCGGAGCCAGGCCCGCUGCCGUCCCCGCCGCCCGGUUCCCCGACAUGCAGCCCCGGCUGCGGAGGUGACACAUCUGGGCUUCAGCCGCCGCCGCCGCCGCCGCCGCCAUCGCCACCAUGGAUGAACAGGAGGCAUUGGACUCCAUCAUGAAGGAUCUGGUGGCUCUCCAGAUGAGCCGACGUCCCCGGGUAUCUGGCUAUGAGACCAUGAAGAACAAGGACACAGGUCACUCAAAUAGGCAGAGUGACGUCAGAAUCAAGUUUGAGUACAAUGGGGAGAGGCGAAUCAUAGCAUUCAGCCGGCCUGUGAGAUAUGAAGAUGUGGAGCACAAGGUGACAACAGUAUUUGGGCAGCCUCUUGAUUUACAUUAUAUGAAUAAUGAGCUCUCCAUCCUGUUGAAAAACCAAGAUGAUCUUGAUAAAGCUAUUGACAUUUUGGAUAGAAGUUCAACCAUGAAAAGCCUUAGGAUAUUGCUGUUAUCCCAGGACAGAAACCAUACCAGUUCCUCUCCCCACUCUGGGGUGUCCAGGCAGGUGCGGAUCAAGGCUUCCCAGUCCGCAGGGGAUAUAAAUACCAUCUACCAAGCCUCUGAACCCAGAAGCAGGCACCUCUCUGUCAGCUCCCAGAACCCUGGCCGAAGUUCUCCUCCCCCUGGUUAUGUACCUGAGCGGCAACAGCACAUUGCCCGGCAGGGAUCCUAUACCAGCAUCAACAGUGAGGGGGAGUUCAUCCCAGAGACCAGUGAGCAGUGUAUGCUGGAUCCCCUGAGCAGUGCUGAAAAUUCUUUGUCAGGAAGCUGUCAAUCCUUGGACAGGUCAGCAGACAGCCCGUCUUUCCGGAAAUCGCAUAUGUCCCGAGCCCAAAGCUUUCCAGACAAUAGACAAGAAUACUCAGAUCGGGAGACCCAGCUCUAUGAAAAAGGGGUCAAAGGCGGAACCUAUCCCCGGCGCUACCACGUGUCUGUGCAUCACAAAGACUAUAAUGAUGGCAGAAGAACAUUUCCUCGAAUACGGCGACAUCAAGGCAACUUAUUCACUCUGGUGCCCUCUAGCCGCUCCUUGAGCACAAAUGGCGAGAACAUGGGCCUAGCUGGGCAAUACCUGGACCCUCGGCGCCUACGGAGUGCAGACAGCGAGAAUGCCCUCUCUGUGCAGGAGAGGAAUGUGCCAACCAAGUCUCCCAGUGCUCCCAUCAAUUGGCGCCGGGGGAAGCUCCUGGGUCAGGGUGCCUUUGGCAGGGUCUACUUGUGCUAUGACGUGGAUACGGGACGUGAACUUGCUUCCAAGCAGGUUCAGUUUGACCCGGAUAGUCCUGAGACCAGCAAGGAGGUGAGUGCUCUGGAGUGUGAGAUACAGUUGCUGAAGAACUUGCAACAUGAGCGCAUUGUACAGUACUACGGUUGUCUACGGGACCGUGCUGAGAAGAUCCUGACCAUCUUCAUGGAGUAUAUGCCAGGGGGAUCUGUCAAAGACCAACUGAAGGCCUAUGGAGCUCUGACAGAGAGUGUGACCCGCAAGUAUACCCGGCAGAUCCUGGAGGGCAUGUCAUACCUGCAUAGCAACAUGAUUGUGCAUCGGGACAUCAAGGGAGCCAAUAUCCUCCGAGACUCAGCUGGGAAUGUGAAGCUUGGGGAUUUUGGGGCCAGCAAACGCCUACAGACCAUCUGCAUGUCGGGGACAGGCAUGCGCUCUGUCACUGGCACACCCUACUGGAUGAGCCCUGAAGUCAUCAGCGGUGAGGGCUACGGAAGGAAGGCAGAUGUAUGGAGCCUGGGAUGCACUGUGGUGGAGAUGCUGACAGAGAAACCACCAUGGGCAGAAUAUGAAGCUAUGGCUGCCAUUUUCAAGAUUGCUACCCAGCCCACCAAUCCUCAGCUGCCUUCUCACAUCUCUGAACAUGGCAGGGACUUCCUGAGGCGUAUUUUUGUGGAGGCUCGUCAGAGGCCUUCAGCUGAGGAGCUGCUCACACACCACUUUGCACAGCUCGUGUACUGAGCUCUCAAGGCCACCUGCUGAGCAGGCAAGGAGCUGUUGUCUGGCUCAGUGAAGUUGCUGCUGCUUCCAGGCAAGGCUGUGGACAGGGGAGUUGCAGUCCAGCCAGUGUUUGUGCCCUUUCUGCCACUGGGGCUCAAAACCAGGAUGGAAUGGCUGUAGCCUCAAGACUGGGAGCCCCCAGCCUGUCAGACCCAAGAGUUGCAGCAUCUAAAGCUCAGUGUGGAGGGAAAGGGGUUGAGAACAGUAUACAAGGCAGCCGUGGGCCUUGCCCUCAGAUGUGCCCUAAUACUGCAGUCAGCACUGAAGCCCAGAGGGACGGGGGCACAGGACUGACUCAAGGGGAUGAAUAGUGUUAUUUGAUUCAGAGUGUUAUUUUGUUUUUCCUCUCAGUGUCUGGAGACCACCAUGGUGUCUCUGGGCUGGUUGAGCCCACUCAAGCCUGAGGUAAAGCCCAGUAUCCUCCAACCAACAGAAGGUAGAGGCCUUGGCUCUCCUCAUCUAGAAGCCCCCAGGUGUGCUUUCCAGUCCUUAUCCUUUACCAAAGAUGAAUGAAGCAAAUGUCAUGCUGCCUUAUUCUGGGAAGGAGCCUCUCUCCACCCCCCAACAGGGGCCUGAUAUACAGAACUGCCUCCACUGAGGGGAAGACCCAGUGUUGUCAAUGCAAUUAUCUGUUUUACAAGUUGGAGUCACUCUUAUACUGUUCCCAGUUUCUAAACUGGAGACUGCCCUCUGGGCUCUGAGGACCCAUGUGGGCUUGAGCAUUGGGCUGGAAUGGAAAGAGCUGAUGGGAUGGCCUCUGCUUCUGGCCUAGCAUCUGUACCCCCACUGGAGCAGAGAGGAAGAUGGGCAACAUAAUAAGGGUACCUGGCUCUGGCCCCAUUUGGGCAGUUCAGGAGAGCCCAAGACAUUGUCUCAGGCUGUCUUGAGUUGAAAUCCUGUUAGGCCUGAGCCCACUCCCGUCUGGUAGAGAGUAGUCAUGUGCUGCCACCAUCCAUGUCCAAAAACACCAGCUCUGUUCUUUAGCCUGUCUUGCCCAGUUCUGUGUUCUCAGCCUCAUUCCCCUCUUGCUCCUCCCCUGGGGGAGGAUGCCAACAGGUUGGGGAAACAGUAUCUCCAAGCAGCUUAAGAGUUGGCUGUAUUUACCUCAGCCUGGGCGCUGGUCCUUUCUUCCGGCCCCUCCCCUCCCCUUCAAAAUGUGCCUAUUGCUAGAGCUCCUCCCUUCCAACUCCCAGUUUCCUUGGGAGUUGCCAUUAAAGGAAA
Messenger RNA from Nannospalax galili (Upper Galilee mountains blind mole rat), 3276 nucleotides. RefSeq names its product mitogen-activated protein kinase kinase kinase 3 (gene Map3k3). Gene Ontology annotation, molecular function: ATP binding; protein kinase activity; protein binding. The coding region runs from base 139 to 2016 and encodes 625 amino acids. The record is from RefSeq and is a predicted model, not a curated record. The transcript has 16 exons. Gene Ontology annotation, biological process: protein phosphorylation. Lineage: Eukaryota; Metazoa; Chordata; Mammalia; Rodentia; Spalacidae.